ACGUUUCUACUUUAACGAGUAAGGAAGUGUGUCUCCCAGCUUCUAAUCAAUCAAAGUGUUAUUUGUAAUGCGUUCUUUCUGAUUACGGUGGUCCUCAUUGAAGAACAGAAGGCUGUCUAUGCGUUUGGUGAACUUUAUAGCAACUUUGCCUGAAGUUGUAAACCUGGAGCUGCCUGUGGCUUUGAGCCUGAAGCUCCCAGCAGAACUGUCAUGGACUACUCUGCAUGUGGAAGGGCAGGCAAUGGCUUCCCUGCCGAGACUGCCGCAGAUUCCGCAGAAAACUGCAACAAGAAUUCCUCUACUGAUGCCAUGAUAGAAAAUGGGGAUGAGUGCAGCGAGCUCUCAAGAGAUGGUUUUAAUCCACAUAUUUCUUGCCCAACAUCCGGAGUUCAAGAAGGAAAACAAGAGACUACCAUGGCUAAAGAGGGUAUUGGUGCAGCUAUGAAGCAUCAAAUUGCAACUGAGACUGGUAUUGAUAUUACAGCACAGAUGUUGCCUUCUGGGGGAACUCAAAGCCAUGUUCAUGUGGUUAGAACAGCAGUUAGUGAAACCUCAGCUCAACAGCCCACAGAUGUUGGCCAAAAAAACAGCAUACUUCAUCAUUUAAUAGAUCCUCCACCAAUCUCUGUUGCACCAUUUUUUCAAGGGAAGCCCACAGCUAAUAUUGCUAUGCCAUUUAGUGUGGAGACAUGUUCAGAAACUGGAACAUCAAGUGUCAUCAUGGGCGAUGAUUUGGAAAUUUAUGAAAAUAUUAAACCUACAGCCUAUGUAACGAAAACCACAAUCUUUAACAAACUUGAACUUUCAGAAGAUGCUUUUGCAAGAAAACAGAUAUUCGGCGAACUAAUGUGUGAUCCACAGGGAACAAUUGAAUCGUUGGCAAUACACAGUGAAUAUAAAGGUGACAGUGGUAUAGGGGACUCUGAACUUCGAAUAGACAACACCACCGAUCUUUAUAGUGAUUUGGAAACACUGCAGCUAAAUACACUGGAGCAGAAUAAAAAUUAUUUGAAAAUCAGUAAAAAAAUUAUGAAAAAUGAAGAUUUAAGUGAUGUUUAUAUGAGCUCACCAGAAAAAUGUCAACUUAAAAAAUGUGAUCCUGCAGAAGAAAUAACAUGUAUGUGGGUAAAACACUCUGAUCCAAAUGCACAAAGUCCUUAUAUACAAAGAUCGAAUGUCAAAGAUUGUGUCUCAGACAAAUUAUAUAAUGCAUCUUCUCUGGCUAAAGUAUGGCAUGUGCCAAGAUCUUGUCUGCCUGGGAAUAGCUGCAAGGGUAUGCCAACCUGUGGCACAGAAUGUGUGGGGAAAUGCUGUGGUGAGAUCCUUAGUGAAAAUCUUGUGACAUCAAAACUUUCAGGACCUUUAUGUGGUCCAUUUGGACAGCCAAUAAAUGCAUCUAUGUCAGUUUUCACCUCACUUGAACAGCAAAUGAAUAACCAAUGUCCUACACCCACUAAAGAUCAUAAUUCUUUUGAUGGUGAAUGUACUGAAGGAUCUGAAGGUCCGAAGGAUCUUGAUUGUGAUUUAGCAGAAGGCUACUUCACAAAAGUAAAGCACUGUGAAGAAGAUGGAAUAUAUUACUUUAAAGAAAAAGAACAACAGAACAAACCUCCCUUCAUUAGUGUAAAUAAGGACAUACACGAUAUGGGCUUUAAAAACACGGACACUACGCAUGUGGAAACAUGUUCUAAGGAAACAGGUGUUACACUUGGAAGGCUAACAGCACAGUUAGGCAUAUCCAGUGGUGAAGACAACACAAAUAUGUCCACUUCUGCUGAAGGUGACACUAAUAACUGUAACAGCAUUACUCUUGUAAAGCCAGCAUUCCAUAAAGACGGUGAGCUACAGGACCAUAUAACAUCUGUAAUUACAAUUCAAACCAAGGGCACAGAAAAUAGCAAAUUUUCACAUAAGUGUUCUCAGCUGGAAGAUAUAAAGGAGAUGUCAAACAUAAAAUCUGUGCUCUGUCAUAGUCCAUCCAAUAUGGGGGCAAACACAGAACUGGGGGUUCAAACCUCUGUGUAUACGAGAAACUCGACAGCAAUGAAGAAUUCUAUCAAGACAUUUGAACAAAAUGAUGCUUAUAGUGGUGUAAUGAAUGCAGAACAUCACAGAGAUAUUGAACUUUCUAAACAAAGACAGAAACCUUGUUUUAGAGACUCCAGGCACUCUUCUGAACCACCAUUCCAAAGCCUAACUUCUGCUGAUCCUCCCUACUAUAGCACAACCUCCUAUGAUUAUCCACCAUACCAGAGAACAAGCUCCUCUGUUUAUCAGAGCACAGUUUCCUUCCCUGAUCCAGCAAACAAUAAUGCAACAUCCUCUACUGUUCCAUCCUACCAGAGCACUGACUACUCUCAUGAUGUAUCCUACCAGAACAAAACUUCUUCUGAACCAGUUUACCAGAGCAUGACCUUCUCUGAUGGUCUACCAUACCAGAGUAAACCCCCCUCUGAUAAUGCACCAUACCAGAGCACCACUUCCUCUGGUGAUCCACACUAUCAGAGCACAACCUCAUUUGAUCAUUUGCCAAAUCAGAACACAACAUACUCUGCUGAUCCACACUGCCAGAGUGCAGCUUCCUUUCCUGAUCUAGUCAAUAACAACAAAGCCUUUUUUCCUAAUGCAUCUUACCAAAGCACAGGCGUCUCCACUUACCCAUGCUACCAAAGCACAACUUCUUUGGAUCCAGCCUACCAAAACAUGACCUCCUCUGAUAAUCCACCACACCAGAGCACAACCUCGUCUGAUGAUCCAAAACACCAGCGCACAAUAUCCUCUGAUGAUCCACCACACCAGAGCACAACCUCCUCAGAUGAUCCUCCAUAUCAGAGCACAACUUUCUCUGAUGAUCCACCACACCAGCGUAUAACUUUCUCCAAUGAUCCUCCCCAUCUGUGUACAACUUGUUUGGAUCCAACUUACCAAAACAUGACCUCCUCUGGUGAUCUAGCAUACCAAAGCACAAUAUCCUCUGAUGAUCCGCCACACCAGAGCACAACCUCCUCAGAUGAUCCUCCAUAUCAGAGCACAACCUCCUCUGAUAAUCCACCACACCAGAGCACAACCUCCUCUGAUGAUCCAAAACACCAGAGCACAAUAUCCUCUGAUGAUCCACCACACCAGAGCACAACCUCCUCGGAUGAACCUCCAUAUCAGCGCACAACCUCCUCUGAUGAUCCACCACACCAGAGUAUAACUUCCUCCAAUGAUCCUCUCCAUUUGUGUACAACUUUUCUGGAUCCAACUUACCAAAACAUGACCUCCUCUGGUGAUCUAGCAUACCAGAGCACAAUAUCCUCUGAUGAUCCACCACACCAGAGCACAACCUCCUCUGAUGAUCCAAAACACCAGAGCACAAUAUCCUCAGAUGAACCUCCACAUCAGAGCACAACCUCCUCUGAUGAUCCACCACACCAGAGUAUAACUCCCUCCAAUGAUUUUCCCCAUCUGUGUACAACUUUUUUGGAACCAACUUACCAAAACAUGACCUCCUCUGGUGAUUUAGCAUACCAGAGCACAGUAUCCUCUGAUGAUCCACUACACCAGAGCACAACUUCCUACGAUGAUCCACAACACCAGAGCACAACUUUCUAUGAUGAUCCACAACACCAGAGCACAACCUCAUCUGAUGAUCCACCACACCAGAGCAUAACUUCCUCCAAUGAUCCUCCCCAUUUGUGUACAACUUUUUUGGAUCCAACUUACCAAAAAAUUACCUCCUCUGGUUAUCUAGCAUACCAGAGCACAAUAUCCUCUGAUGAUUUUCUACACAAGAACACAACCUCUUUUGAUGAUCAACCGAACCAGUGCACAACCUCCUCUGAUGAUCCACCACACCAGAGCAUAACUUCCUCCAAUAAUCCUCCCCAUCUGAGCACAUCCCCCUCCGAUGACCCACCACACCAGAGUACAACCUCCUCUGAUAAUCCACUACACCAGAGCACAACCAACUCUGAUGAUCCUCCAUACCAGUGCACAACCUCCUCUGACAAUACACCACACCAGAGCACAAGCCCCCCAGAUGAUAUACAACACCAGAGCACAGCCUCCUCCGAUGAUCCUCCACACCAGAGCACAACCUCCUCUGAUGACACACAACACCAGAAAACAACCUCCACUCAUGAUCCACUACAUCGGAUCGCAGGCUCUAUUCUUGAUUCUUACUACCAGGACCCAGCUUCCACUCCUGAUCAAGCCAAUGAUAGGCCAAACUUCUCUACUGACCCACCCUACCAGAAUACAAUUUCUUUCGAUCCAUUGUGCAAGAACAUGACUUCCUCUGGUGAUUUGCCAUACCAGGGCACAACCUCGUCUGAAGAUCUGCCACACCAAAUUAAUAAUGUCUCUGCUGAUUCCAUUUGCCAGACCACAAUCUCCCGUCUCAAGCUACCCUACCAGAGCACAGCAUCCUCGCCUGAUCCAGCCAAUGAUAGUAUAAACUCCUUUCCUGCUCCAUUCUACCAUAGUACUGACUUCUCUUCUUAUUCACCAUCCCAAAGCACUACUUCUUCUGAUCCACCAUACCAGAGCAUGUCCACCUUUGCAGAUUCCCCCUGCCAAAGCGUAACCUCUUUUCCUGAUCAACCCUACCAAGUCACAAGCUCCGUACUAAAAUCAACUUUUCAAUUUAAUAAUACAUCACAAGAUCAAUCUGGUCAAAGGGAAAACAUCUACUUUGAUCUAAGCAGCCAGGGCUUAUGUAAUAACACUGUUACAGGUAAUCUAUGCACAAGUUCCUCUCCUGAUGUAACAAAACCAAUACAAGAUGAAUAUGGAGCUUUAGUCAAGAAGAAUGACUGUGCUUUCCUAGAGGAAUUAAGAAGAAUAUUUUUAGAUUGUCAAGGUCAAGGCUUAACAUUUUUAGACUCGGGGAUUGUCUUAACAAAAAAUGUGACUGUGGACAACAGCAUUGCUCUCAUUGCUCUGAGAGAUGGAUCUGAGCUGGGAAUGGUGGCUCCACCUUCAAAGCUUUUCUUCUACUACCAGCUGGGAAAACAUUUUUACAUCACUAAGCAGUUGAGUGAGCAGUGGUAUUGCGCUCAAGACCGAAUAACAAAAGUUACCAUGCUGAUGAAAAAGGUUCCUGUCACCUCCAACUGGAUGAAGCAAUUACAUAACUUCUUACUUCUCCCUAAGCACCCCAGACUUCUGACUCCAUAUGCGGCUAUCAGUAACAGGACUGGCUCUAUACUCUUUCUGAUGGAAGACAAACCCCUACUAGGCACUAGAACUUUGGAAAUGGCACCACUGAGGUACGAAGUAAACAUACCAGCAAGAAUUUGGGAAAUAAUGAUUUUUCUGGAAUAUUGCAAAAUAAAUAACGUAUUACCAAGAAACAUAGAAGAUUCCAUCUUGUAUACCCCACAGGGUUUAUGGUUUGACCCCAGCAGCCUUGAUAACAAUGAUGACCUCUACGAGCUUCAAAAAUGUCUAAAAACUUCUCUAUCGCUUUUUCUAUGUAGAGGACAACAGGAAUUUGAUCCAUGCUUAGAGGCCUUGCAUAGCAUCACGUGCCAUCUUCUGGAGGAAGACCAGAUACAUCAAGCCCAUUUUUUAAUCACAUCUCACCAAGGACCCUUCCCAUUUUCCCUUCCUCAUUUUCCAAAUAUGAAUUAGAUGGUUGAAAAUCUAGUUCAGAAAAAACACUUGAAGAACCACUUGAAGAAUACAUGAACUGUUAUGCUUUUCCAUUUGGUAGAAUAUAGCUUGUAGUGGAACAUCUAAGUACAAAGUGUAUAGAUUCAGAGAAAUAAAGAGGACAAUGGGGUCCUUUGUUGUAACUUAACUAUAA
This is a messenger RNA of Rana temporaria (common frog), 5794 nucleotides long. Its product is annotated as mucin-4-like. The coding region runs from base 211 to 5619 and encodes 1802 amino acids. The transcript is spliced from 8 exons. The record is from RefSeq and is a predicted model, not a curated record. NCBI's taxonomy places the organism in Eukaryota, Metazoa, Chordata, Amphibia, Anura, Ranidae.